AUGCACAAUGAUGGAACUACUAUUUCGGCGGAAUCAUUGGAACAGUCAACUACAGAAAAUCAUUCAAAACAACAUGAUCGAUCUGAAAACAAAAUUACAGGACGACAGAUUCGUACAGUUCUUGUUUCUUCAACAGGCUUCUUCAUGGAUGCCUAUGAUAUCUUUGUUAUCAACUUAGUUGUUCCCAUGCUUGGCUAUGUCUACUAUAUGGAUCAAAAGAAUACAGUGCCAUCGGAUAUUCAAGGUAUUCUCAAGGGUAUUACAAAUGUGGGUAAUAUUAUUGGUCAGCUAGUAUUCGGUUAUUUGGGCGAUAGUAAAGGACGUAAAAGUGUUUAUGGUGUUGAACUUCUAAUUAUCAUUAUGGCUACAAUUUGCUCAGCCAUGGCGGGAUCAGCAGCAAUAGGUGUUGGUACUUUGGGUUUUCUAGGAUUUUGGCGUUUCAUACUGGGUAUUGGGAUUGGUGGUGAUUAUCCUAUGUCAGCUACUGUAUCUAGUGAAUGGUCAAGUGCAGGACGACGUGGACAAAUGCUUGCAUUAACUUUUUCUAUGCAAGGAUGGGGUCAAUUUUUCGGUGCACUAUUCGCUGUUAUUCUGUUGGCUAUUUUCAAGGUUCCUAUUGAAGCUAAUCAAAUCAAUAUCGAUUAUGUCUGGCGAAUUCUGCUUGCUCUUGGAGUUGUACCUGCUGCAUGUACUCUCUAUUCACGUUUUCAUCUACCAGAAUCACCUCGCUAUGCCGAACGAGUUCUCAAAGAUCCUGAACUAGCAGAAAUAGGUAAAGCGUACGCACUGGGAGUGCAGUCAAAAAGCUCUGCAAAGUUGGUCCCACGUGAACCUAUGGCCCAUACGAAAAAACUCGCCGAUGAUCGUCAUCAUUUUCGAGAUUUUCGAAUAUACUUUUCACAAUGGCGCAACUUGAAAGUUCUUAUUGGCACCUGCUCAACUUGGUUCUUACUUGAUAUUGCAUUCUAUGGCCUUUCACUCAAUCAAUCAAUUGUAAUAUCAGCUAUUGGUUUCGCGCCAGAUACAACUAAAGCGUCGCCUUGGGAAACUCUUUUUAAACAAGCAGUUGGUAAUUUGAUUAUUUCGCUCCUUGGUGCUAUUCCUGGAUAUUAUGUUACUGUAUUCACUGUCGAACAUCUUGGUCGUAAGACUAUUCAAAUAAUUGGUUUCACUAUGGAAACUAUUCUAUUUAUCAUUGUUGCUGCAGCAUUUCAUCCAUUAAAAGAUCGAUCUGUAGCAGCGUUUGUUGUCAUAUUUGUUCUUAUUCAGUUUUUCUUCCAGUUCGGUGCCAAUGCGACAACAUUCAUUAUUCCAGCUGAAGUGUUUCCAACUCGAUUUCGUUCCACAGCUCACGGUCUUUCAGCAGCUUGUGGGAAGGCAGGUGCUAUUCUCGCAGCAUUCGCUUUCAAUGUACUGGUUAAUCAUGGAGGCAAAAAUGCAUUUCUGCCUCAGACACUCGGCAUCUUUGCUGGUAUUCAAUUUAUCGGUCUUCUUGCCACUAUAUUUUUAGUACCCGAAUCGAAGGGUAAAGACUUGGAUGCUUUCGAAGACAACGAAGCAGAAUGGCGACCAGAAGCUCAGAAGGGGGAGCAUCACGUCGACGAACUCGAAAUACAUUUUUGA
This is a messenger RNA of Rotaria sp. Silwood2, 1623 nucleotides long. The record is from the annotation of a GenBank genome assembly. NCBI's taxonomy places the organism in Eukaryota, Metazoa, Rotifera, Eurotatoria, Philodinida, Philodinidae.